Molecule: messenger RNA, 952 nt
Organism: Penicillium brasilianum
Lineage: Eukaryota; Fungi; Ascomycota; Eurotiomycetes; Eurotiales; Aspergillaceae
Source: the annotation of a GenBank genome assembly
CGAGGUUUCAUUCGCAAAGUCCGACGGCAUACAGCGUAAAGCAGCGAUGGCGUCAUUGCCGCAUGAGUUAGAUACUAAUGCCGUGUGGUUCGUCACCGGAUGCUCCUCUGGCAUCGGCAAAUCCCUUGCAAAAACAAUCUACAACGCGGGUCAACGCAUCGUCGCCACUGCACGCGAUGUGACAUCUCUUUCCUAUCUCCCAGAUGACCCAACAGUUCUCAAACUACAUCUAGACGUGACACGCCCAGAGACAAUUACCCAAGCAAUUGCAGACGCGAUCGCUCAAUUCCACGGAAUCGACGUCUUUAUCAAUAAUGCCGGCUACAGCCUAAUGGGUGACAUGGAAGGAAUUCCUGACGCUGAUGCACGCCACCAACUCGAGACGAACUUUUGGGGUCCGGUCCAUGUUACCCGUGAAGCGCUCCGAGUCUUUCGCGAAACUAAUGGUCCCGCUCGCGGUGGGACUGUUGUUCAAGUAUCUUCCAUGGGAGGAUGGAUAACUGCUCCAGGCCAUUCGUUCUAUCACGCCAGUAAAUUUGCACUAGAAGGCUUCACGGAAUCAGUAGCUAAAGAAGUCGAUCCCAGCUGGAACAUUAGAUUCUUACUGGUAUCCCCGGGUGGUGUUCGGACCAAUUUUGCCGGAUCCAGUCUCAAGCAAACCCCACGCCAUCCUGCAUACGAUGAUCCAAACAGUUCAUUCAGCCAGUUGAUCAAAUAUGUCACAAACCCCGAGUCGCAGUCUACAUGGAGCGAUCCAGAUAUAUGUGCACGGGUACUAUUCGAGAGUGUGACUGGUCAGCAUGGACGUCCCUUGCCGAUGCGUUUACUUAUGGGGGCGGAGUCGAUUCCACUGAUCAAGGAUGAUAUUCAACGGACUUUGAAGGAUAUUGAUACUUGGCAGGACGAGACGGUGCGAUGUUCGCCGGGUGGAGGUGCGGUGCUUAAUAUUUAA